This is a messenger RNA of Esox lucius (northern pike), 2618 nucleotides long. RefSeq names its product fermitin family member 3b (gene fermt3b). The record is from RefSeq and is a predicted model, not a curated record. The transcript has 15 exons. Gene Ontology annotation, cellular component: cell-substrate junction. The coding region runs from base 460 to 2391 and encodes 643 amino acids. Lineage: Eukaryota; Metazoa; Chordata; Actinopteri; Esociformes; Esocidae. Gene Ontology annotation, molecular function: integrin binding. Gene Ontology annotation, biological process: platelet aggregation; regulation of cell-cell adhesion mediated by integrin; integrin activation.
GGUCUACAGAAGAGGAGGUGGUGUUUUCUUUUAAUAUUGUACGACCACUUUUUUUCUUUUAAUAGUGUACGACCUUGUUGAAUUGUAAAUUUUAUUUGUGGGCUCAAAUUAAACAUUUCAAAUAUUAUAUAUUGCCAAUGUACAGUAGAUCUCAAUGCAAAGACACACGCACAGGCACAGGCACAGGCACACACACACACACAAACACACACAGCUCAAUUCAGUAGCACUGACACUCACAUUUCCGGUAGCCGGAAAUGUACAAAAGAGGAACACCCUUUUUUUGUCUGCACUGACACACGGUUGCAACUCAACUUAAAAGACAUACAGAGAGGGGAAGUGUAACAGGCAGAUUUUAUUAGUCCAGAAGGGUUGUUUAUAGAUCAGGUAGAAGAGGAGGAGAAGGUCUUUGUUGAAAGAAGCUGCCAGAACCGCCUGCGAUUUGGACGGUGGAGAGGUAUGGCAGUGUGGGAUCUGUCAGUCACACUGGAGGACCUUGGCGCUGAGGCACCACCCAUUACUGUCAGUGUAACCUCUGACCUCCACAUAGGUGGGGUCAUACUCAAACUGGUGGAGAAGUCACAGGUGAGGCGUGACUGGUCAGACCAUGCCCUGUGGUGGGAGCAGAAGCAGCAGUGGCUCCUGCGUCCCUCCUGGACUCUGGAGAAGUGUGGCAUCCACGCCGAUGCCCGGCUCAUCUUCAUGCCCCAGCACAAGGCCCUGAAACUGGGCUUGCCCAACGGCCUGACCAUCCGGGUCCGGGCCUGCUUCUCCGGGUCUGUGUUCCGCACCGUGCUGGGUAUCUGCAAGAUGCUGAACAUCCGUCGGCCAGAGGAGUUGUCCCUGCUGCGUCCUGUAGAGGAGAAGAAAAAGAAGAAAGAUAAAGACUUGUCUGAGGAAGUGUACGACCUCACAGACGUGCCUCUAACUUCAGUGUCCCGCCCCUGCUUGUAUAACGGAAUGCCUGCCCAUUUUGCUGACUCCCCUAAGACUGAGAAGGUGUACAAGAUGCUGUCAGUCCCCCAGCCUGCCCCCGCCCCAGAGGCCAUUGCAAAACUGUACCGCCCUGCCAGCAUUGUGGACAAGGCCCACAUCCACAGCAGGUGGCUGGACUCUUCUCGGUCACUGAUGCAGCAGGGAGUUCAGGAGAAUGAUAGACUCUGGCUGCGCUUCAAAUACUACUGCUUUCAUGACAUGGAGCCCAAGUACGAUGCUGUGCGUCUGACCCAGCUGUAUGAGCAGGCUCGCUGGGCCAUCCUACUAGAGGACAUAGACUGUACCGAAGAGGAAAUGAUGCUGUUUGGAGGCCUGCAGUACCACAUAAACAAGCUCUCCCUGUCAGAACCCCAAGCCAUGACCUCUACUCCUGCCAUGGAUGACCUGGACUCAGCCCUGCAGUGUCUGGAGGUCAAGCUGGAUGUGGGGGGAAGCAGCCCCCAAGACUUGCUGGAUAACUUGACAGCUCCAGAGCUGAAUGAUUACUUGAAGAUAUUCCGCCCCAAGAGACUGACUCUGAAGGGAUACAAACAGUAUUGGUUCAAGUUUAAGGAUGACUCUAUCUCCUAUUAUAAGAGUAAAGAGGAGAGCCUGGGGGAGCCCAUCCAGCAGAUCAACCUAAAAGGCUGUGAGGUCGCACCAGAUGUGAACGUCGCUGGACAAAAGUUCUGCAUCAGACUUCUGAUCCCAGCCCCGGAGGGCAUGAACGAGGUCUAUCUGCGCUGUGAGAACGAGGAGCAGUAUUCCAGAUGGAUGGCAGCCUGUCGUCUGGCCUCUAAGGGGAAGAGUCUGGCUGACACCUCGUUCCAGAGUGAGAUCCAGAGCAUCCGCUCCUUCCUGGCCAUGCAACAGACCAACCCCAGCACCAACAGCAGUCAGACGGACGACAACAUCAACACGCACAGCCUGGUGUCACCGCGCUACAGCAAGAAGUACAAGACCAAACAGUUGGCCCCUAAAAUCCUGGACGCCUAUCAGAACGUGGCUCAGCUGUCCCUAACCGACGCCCUACUCCGCUUCCUCCAGAUAUGGCAGGCUCUGCCCGACUUUGGCCUUUCUUUUGUGGUGGUAAGAUUUAAGGGCAGUCGGAAGGACGAGGUGCUGGGCAUCGCCCCCAACCGUCUGAUCCGUAUCGACCUUGGGGUCGGAGACGUGGUCAAAACCUGGCGUUACAACAACAUGAGGCAGUGGAACGUCAACUGGGACAUACGACAGGUGGCCAUAGAGUUUGAUGGGAAUGUCAACAUAGCGUUCUGUUGUGUGACCGCCGACUGUAAGAUCGUCCACGAGUUCAUUGGAGGCUACAUCUUCAUGUCGACGCGCAGCCGCGAGCAGAGCGACACCCUCAACGAGGAGCUCUUCCACAAGCUGACAGGGGGCCAUGAGGCCCUGUGACAACCCCCAACCAAGGAUAUACCGUAGCAGUAGCCUAACAGGUCCUCUAUUCAUCAGAUGGACACCAGUGGACAGAUUCAGUGUUGAAGGAUUUAAAACCAGUUAGCCCUGAGACCUCAAUAAAAUAAGGAAAAUUUUAAUAAUGAAUGAUGUUAUAGAAAAUUACUUUCAAACUUAGAAAUUGACAAUGUUGACAUCCACAAAUAAAUGUUUAUUGAUGUACAAAA